This is a messenger RNA of Mauremys reevesii (Reeves's turtle), 1312 nucleotides long. It is a transcript of the gene AMBP, whose product is annotated as alpha-1-microglobulin/bikunin precursor. Gene Ontology annotation, molecular function: serine-type endopeptidase inhibitor activity. The transcript has 10 exons. Gene Ontology annotation, cellular component: cell surface; plasma membrane. Bases 123 to 1169 code for a protein of 348 amino acids. The record is from RefSeq and is a predicted model, not a curated record. Lineage: Eukaryota; Metazoa; Chordata; Testudines; Geoemydidae.
CACCCAUGGCCAUUCACCUCUUGCCGUGGCCAGGGGUUUGGAGUUCACAUUUUGCAACGUCCACAUUCCAGGGCUGAGUCUGUCCAUUCUGAAGCUGAGGGGCACAACCGACCUCGGGGGCCAUGAAGUUCCAGGAGUUCUUCUUCCUUCUCCUUCUUGCCAACCUGCCCACAGCCAGAGGGACCCCGACUGGGAGCCAAGCCCAGGAUAUCCAAGUGCAGGAGAAUUUCGAGCCUGAACGGGUAUAUGGGAAAUGGUAUGACAUUGCCACCGGCACAACAUGCAACUGGAUGAAGCAAUACAAGGAUAAAUUCAACAUGGGCACGCUGGUGCUGGGACCAGGGCUGACCAGUAAUCAGAUCAGCACCACCAGCACCAGACUCAGGCAAGGUGUCUGCACGCAGGUUUCUGGAGAGUACCAAAAAACCAACAUACCUGGAAAAUACACCUACUAUAACCCCAGCUGGGACGUGACCAUUGACUCCUAUGUGGUGCACACCAACUAUGAGGAAUACGCCAUCAUUCUCAUGCAGAAGAAAAGUAGCUUCGGACUGACAAUUACAGCCAAACUCUAUGGCAGGAGCCCGGAGCUGCGAGAAGGCCUUAUUGUGGAUUUCAGGCAGUUUGCUCAGGAGAUGGGGAUUCCUGAGGACUCCAUCUUCAUCAUGAUUAAUAAAGGUGAAUGUGUGCCUAGUGAGACCCAACCUGAACCCAAGAGGGAUCGGAGAGCUGUCCUGCCUGAGGAAGAGGGCUCAGCUGUAGGUCCCCUGCCGUCACUCAUCAGCAAAAAGGAAGAUUUCUGCCGGCUGAAUAAAGAUGUGGGCCCCUGCAUGGGGAUGAACGUUCGGUUCUUCUACAACUCCUCUUCUAUGGCCUGCGAGACCUUCCACUAUGGCGGCUGCCUUGGGAACGGGAACAACUUCCCUUCGGAAAAGGAGUGUCUUCAGACCUGCAGAACCGAGGCGGCCUGCAGGUUACCCAUAGUUCCAGGGCCCUGUCAGCAACCAGUGAUACUCUGGGCCUUUGAUGCAACCCAGGGCAAGUGCACCACCUUCAACUAUGGAGGCUGCCAGGGCAACGGGAACAAGUUCUACUCGGAGAAGGAAUGCAAGGAAUACUGCGGGGUCCCAGCAGACGGAGAGGAGGAGUUUCUGGGUUUGUCCAACUGAAGGGGACCCGGGGACGGGGAGUGACAGCUGGAAUCGCUAAAAAGCCCCAGCAGGAGGCCCCUGCUAGGAGAGCAUUUGGAAUAAUGUUUGUGCUGAUUGUGUGUAGAUCAGGUUUAAUGAACAGUAAAUGUCUCUAAAAAUGA